AUGGCCCCGCGUAUGGUCCACCUACCCCAUGGGCAAAUCAUCACUGUCUCGUCCGUCUCUGCUGGCCUCUCCUUCAAAGCCAAUGACCUGAACAUCCAUCACUCCAUCUUUCCCCCAGGCUGGACCAUCAUCCUCGAGACCGUCGACGGUAACGAUGAUAAUAAUGGCAUCCGAUCGCCUCCAGACGCAGGUGAGCAGCUCUAUGGAUUAGUAAAACAUCCAUCAAAGCGCUAUGAGACUCCUACGCUACAUGACCAUAGUCUUAUAUAUCCUUUAUCUCAAAUCCAAGCAAUCCGGAUUUGA
Messenger RNA from Letharia columbiana, 303 nucleotides. RefSeq lists its product as uncharacterized. The transcript has a single exon. Lineage: Eukaryota; Fungi; Ascomycota; Lecanoromycetes; Lecanorales; Parmeliaceae. The record is from RefSeq and is a predicted model, not a curated record. The coding region runs from base 1 to 303 and encodes 100 amino acids.